Messenger RNA from Cynara cardunculus var. scolymus (artichoke), 893 nucleotides. RefSeq names its product transmembrane protein 64-like. The coding region runs from base 1 to 891 and encodes 296 amino acids. The record is from RefSeq and is a predicted model, not a curated record. The transcript is spliced from 4 exons. Lineage: Eukaryota; Viridiplantae; Streptophyta; Magnoliopsida; Asterales; Asteraceae.
AUGACUUAUUCCCAGUUAAAGAUUCCGACUCCGACUGAGGAUUGCAAGGGUGAUUAUGAAAUUUUGAUUGAACGAGAUAGGUUGGGUGGCGGUGGUGGUGGUGCUCUGCCAUCGUCGUCUGGGAAUUACAGUGGUGGCGGUGGUAGUAUUUGGUCGUCAAUUGGGCGGUGGGCAAAGCUUGUUUCUUUGGUUAUUUUCCUGCUAGUUUUGGGUGUUUGUUUCAGUAUAUGGAUCGUUCCCUUUUUCAUGAAUAAGGAGCUUAUACCCAUUUUGAAUUGGGAGACCGCGACAUUCACGAAGCCGAUGCUAGCCGUUCUUUUAUUCGCUUCGAUGGCAUUAUUCCCUACCAUCUUGUUACCAUCUACACCUUCUAUGUGGGUAACAGGAAUGACUUUUGGUUAUGGUUUUGGGUUCCUAUUGAUCAUUAAUGGUGUGGUUAUUGGCACAUCUCUUCCUUACUUCUUUGGUUCCCUAUUUUACCACAAAAUUGAAGAGUGCUUACAAAGGUUCCCAAAGAAAGCGUUGGUUUUGAGAUUAGCAGGCGAAGGGGAUUGGUUUAAUCAAUUUAAAGCGGUCGUGUUGUUAAGGGUCUCACCAUUCCCAUAUAUUAUGUACAACUAUUGUGCUGUGGCCACGGGUGUUAAAUUCGGUCCUUACUUGUUGGGCACAUUGGUCGGGAUGGUUCCAGAAAUUUUCAUUGCAAUGUACACGGGGAUAGUGAUUGGAACGUUGGCGGAUGCUUCGAACGAUGAACGGUCAUUUUCUGCACCACAGAUCAUAUGCACGGUGGUUGGGUUUGUUUUAACGGUGGUGACAACCAUGGGAGUGACGGUUUAUGCGAAGAGGCGGUUGAGUAAGUUGCAGAAGGAGGAACAACCAUUGAUGCAGUAAGA